AUGUCUGAGUCGAAGGACCACGUUACUGUCCAGGCAUCUGGUGUGGAAGUCGAUGCGGGUCGCGCAAGCUCCUCUUCGGUCCAUUCACUGCCUAAGGAUGCUACGGUUGCGGUUGCGCAGAGUUCUUCUCAAGAAGAGAACUCGGUGCAGCCCGCAGACCAAGUGGAUGAGGAGAAGAAAGGGUUCUUGGCGUAUUUCAAAACCAAGGAGUUCUAUAUUACCGUGAUCCUUGGACAAAUCCUCGCCAUUGCCAAUACCUCCACGGGAACUUUUACCACGCUUCUCGGAAAUGAGGACUGGGCGAUUCCUGCCUUCCAGACCUUUUUGAACUACGUGCUUCUCAACGUCAUCUUUACACCUUAUACGAUGUACCGUUACGGUUUCAAGGGCUGGCUCCAAUUGGUUUACCGUGACGGCUGGAAAUACAUCAUCCUUGCUUUCUGCGACGUGGAAGGUAACUACUUCAUCGUGCUGGCAUACCAAUAUACAACAAUGCUCAGCGCACAACUAAUCAACUUCUGGGCCAUCGUCGUGGUCGUGGUGAUUUCAUUCCUCUUCUUGCGCGUGCGCUACCACAUCUCCCAAGUUGCCGGUAUCCUGAUCUGUAUUGGUGGAAUGGGUGUUCUCAUUGCUUCAGACCACAUCACCGGCACAAACGGCGGUGACAUCUCCAAGGGCAACCAGCUGAAGGGUGACUUGUUCGCUUUGCUGGGUGCGACCUUCUACGGAUUCACCAACACCGGUGAAGAAUACUUCGUCAGCAAGAGGCCCGUGUACGAGGUUCUUGGGCAAAUGUCCUUCUGGGCUAUGAUCAUCAACGGUGCUCAGGCCGGUAUCUUCGACCGGACCUCUUUCCAUAACGCUCACUGGGAUGGGAAGGUCGGCGGAUAUCUCACCGGAUAUACCCUUUGUCUGAGUCUCUUCUACUGUUUGGCGCCGCUGUUGUUCCGCCUCUCGUCUGCGGCCUUCUUCAACGUCUCCAUGCUCACCAUGAACUUCUGGGGUGUUAUCAUUGGUGUCGAGGUUUUCCACUACCACAUUCACUGGAUGUACCCGAUUGCCUUUGUUCUGAUCAUCAUCGGUCAGCUCAUCUACUUCCUUGGUCAGAAGGUUCUCAGUGAGGCCCGCAAGCCCUGGCUCGGGUCGAACCAAGAGCGUGGUGUUGUCGGACUCUUCACUGCCAAGCGAAAGAUCGCGCACGUCGCCCCUACUGGCGAGCCCAGUGAUCAGCCAGGACGCACUUUGGUCAACACCAGCUCUGUCUGA
Penicillium brevicompactum is the source of this 1266-nucleotide messenger RNA. RefSeq names its product DUF914 domain membrane protein. Gene Ontology annotation, molecular function: transmembrane transporter activity. Gene Ontology annotation, biological process: transmembrane transport. NCBI's taxonomy places the organism in Eukaryota, Fungi, Ascomycota, Eurotiomycetes, Eurotiales, Aspergillaceae. The record is from RefSeq and is a predicted model, not a curated record. Gene Ontology annotation, cellular component: membrane. The transcript has 3 exons. The coding region runs from base 1 to 1266 and encodes 421 amino acids.